AUGGCUUCUCCAAGGCGUUCGUGGUCGUUGUCUCUGCUGCCACCUGAGAUAAUACAAGAAAUCUUUUACAAGACUCCGGCGGAAGCUCUCGUCCUAUCAAAACCAACAUGCAAGAAACUCUACACUCUCAUCACCGACCACAGUUUCAUCUACAAACACUUCCAACGCACUCAAGAACACUUCAUAAGAGCCUCCGAUACGGUACAAAUCAUGGAUCCAAUAACCAGAAAAAUCUCAGUUUCACCAGUCCCAAACGAGUUAUUACGACAUCCAUUCAAGAUUGAUACUUUGGUCAACACACACAUGGUUCACUGCGAUGGGUUCAUGCUGGUUGCGUAUGAUGAACCAGAGGUUGAGAUUUAUGAGUGCAAAACGAGUUCUUGGAGGACGCUUGAUGUGGAACUUGAUGUGGGUGUGAUUAUCAUGCUUAACUGUGUGGCUGUGAUGGGUAACAUGUAUUGGGUUGCUUAUAGGGAUGAAGAAGUAGAAACAGAGUUUAUCUGGAGUUUCGAUUUCUCAGAUGAAUCAUUCAAGGAGAUAUGUUUCUGUCCUCCUUCUUAUGAUAUUAGUCACUUAGCUUCUUUAAAUGGAGAUAGCUUGUCUUUGUUAAAACAAGACGAAGUAUCAAGAACCAUUGAGGUGUGGGUUUCAAGCAAGUUGGGUGAUGGUGAUGGUGAUGUCUCGUUUAGCAAAUAUUUCAGUUUGUCCGGUCCUGACAUUCCGGCGUUACGGAUCGAUGAUGAGGCGGCUCGUCCUGUAUACUGCUUUGUGAAGACUAAGAGUGUUAUUGUAUGGUGCGUGGGAGUUGAAGGAGAAGGUGAUAAGGUUUGUCGUUGCCUUACUCUGUAUGAGAUUGAUGAGGAUGGGGUGAGAAAUGAUAAGGUGACAGAGCGUGACUACGUGCAUGACUAUUCUCGCUCCAACCUUUGUGGCUAUGUUUAUGUUCCAAGUAUGAUCCCUCUUCCAUGGGUAGGAGAGUAA
Molecule: messenger RNA, 981 nt
Organism: Eruca vesicaria subsp. sativa (arugula)
Lineage: Eukaryota; Viridiplantae; Streptophyta; Magnoliopsida; Brassicales; Brassicaceae
Source: the annotation of a GenBank genome assembly